Molecule: messenger RNA, 2886 nt
Organism: Dissoconium aciculare CBS 342.82
Lineage: Eukaryota; Fungi; Ascomycota; Dothideomycetes; Mycosphaerellales; Dissoconiaceae
Exons: 2
Coding region: 358-2595 (745 amino acids)
Cellular component (GO): mRNA cleavage and polyadenylation specificity factor complex
Source: RefSeq, a predicted model, not a curated record
CGACAACACCCAGAGGCCUUCAUCUCUCCAAACUUAUCAUUGAAACACUCUCCUGCUAUCUGGAAUAGCAGCAUAGAAUCGAAUCGACAUCGGAAUCGCUUCCAUCUACAUCCUAUCGCCCAUCGGUCACGCAUGUCAGAGCAGAAUUCCGAACGUCACUCUCCACAACACCUCUGCACGUGCUUGCCAAUAAAGUCACCACACACGGCAAUGCACAAACAGAGAGAAGACCACAUCUUCUGGCCUACGUAGUUUUCCUUGAUAGCUCGCAAUUGCGUGUCUUGUGAACCUGUGAAGCGCAAUUGUGCGGUGCUUCAUUCAGCCCUGCGGGACAUUCGCAAUAACUCGCCGUUCACCAUGGGGUCAAUUGCAGAUACGUUGAGUCAAUUGCGUGCGGCUCGAGACAUUGUGCUCCACGAUCCCACGCCAUAUCCGCAGGUCGUUGCCGGGAUUCUUCAGGUCGUCUCGCCUGCAGCCCAGAUAGAAGCGCGAAGAUGGGGCGCAGAUUUCCUUGCCGAAUCAUUCGCGUCUCCAGUGGUUGCUGCAGAGGUGAAACAACAAAUGGCAGUGCUUGUCCUGGACACACUAGGAGGCUGGCUAGACAGGCAGAAGACGAUGGGCCAGGAGGAGGAUGUAUGCGUGGUGAAAAGCGCGAUUCAGUGCGCUGCGAGCAUAUAUCCUUUCGUGUUUAGGCACACAGUCACAGCGAGUGACGCGAAUGUGUGGAAGAAAAUGAGCGACAUCAAAAGUACUAUCUUGGGGAGGAUGGACACUGGCAACCCGGGCGUGAGAAUAUGUUGCAUCAAAUUCGCAACCUGUGUGGUCCAGACGCAAACUCCGGGCACGAUUGCAGAUCCACGGCGGCCGGAGCGAAACGAAAUCAGUCUUGCUCUGCUCCCGCGCGAACAUGCUGUAGUCUCAUCUUCCAUCCUCGAGGCGCAGGCUUCAGGCCUGCUUGACAGAGUGCUUUCAGUGUUGCAAGACAGUUCUGAUGACGCUUUGAUCGUGACUGCAGCUCUCAAUGCCUUGGCUCCCUUGGUUCAGAAACGAGCAAGUAUAACGGCCAAGAUCAUAACUGCAGUUCUCAACUUCGAUCCCUUCAAGCUCACGCGUAAGACGAUGACUGGAAGGGACAAAAUAAUAGUCCGAAGUUUGACCCGAACGACAAUGUCGUUUUUGCUGAACAACUUCAAACUCGCCAAGAACAAUAUUUUUGCAGGUCGGAUUCAGCAGCAUCUGGAACGCAUGAAGGUUACUUUAAACGAAGCAUUUUCCGAAGCACAUCAGCUGAAGCGACGGGCCCUGGACAUGCCCGUAGAUGGACUCGAUGACACAAAACGUCAGCGACUCAGUGCUGAGCCGGCUCAUAGUGUAGCGCAGCUUCAGCAGCCGGACGCCUUUGCGCCGUUGCCUGAUGGCCCUAUCUCGCUUGCACAACUAUUCACGCUCACAAGAGAUACAGCCGUGAGCACAUUCCCGGUACAAGGCCUGAAUGCGGAUAUCAUCACUCAGCUCAUACCUGCCGUAAUUCAGACUUUGAGUCAAGAGCGGAUCGAGCAGGUUGUCAAUGCUGUUCGCAGUAGGAUGGAUUAUCUAAGCAAGAGUGUGCCAGCUCCGGCAUCUGCUGUCGAAGCGGUCAAAGCAGUAAUUGGCGAAGAUGAUGAUGAUGAUUAUGAUCCAACUAUGAACUUUGAGGGCGAUCUAGAACAAGUUACGAACGAGCUUGAUCAACUGCCCCCGGAAAAGGUUGCCACUGACGUGGCCGUCGGUCCCUUCAACCUACCCUCACCCACUCCCCUCACGGUCGCAGCUCGAGACGACUACAGCAAGACGGCAUUGACUAGAGUGUUUGAAACUCUCGCCGAGAUAGACAAGGAAAUACGGUCACGAGACCUCGAAAAAGACCAAAAGGCAAAGAACAAACCAGGAGAAUCUGAAAAAGGAUUCAACCGUUUAGCUGCAUCACUUCUGAGCGGUCAUGAUAGAGAAGGCUGGCUCACACUGCUGACGCGGUUAGCGACGCGCAGCUCGUUGCAUGCCACCGACGGCAAUCAAAAGGCCGAAAACCAGAAUAGAAUCGCUCGCAAGGAUGGCAGGAAAUUUGACCUGUCGAAUGGCAUCCGCCAAGCAUUGAUGAACUACAUCAUGGAGAAUUUCCGUGCUAGGAUUGACGUGGCCAUCAUGUGGCUUAGUGAAGAAUGGUACUCUGAACGAGUGGUCAAGAACGACAGCAAUGGCUUGCCAACGUACUGGCAUUGGACACUCCGGCUUUUCGAUGCUAUGACAACCUACUUUGACAUACGAGAUGGCAAAAUCUUGAUACGAUUUUUGUCCGAAGUCCCAGCCAUUAACCGCGAUAUGCUGAGACUUGCGAAGAAAAUCGCCCAGGACCCUGAUCGAGUACAAUUGACGGUCAACGCAUUAUUGUACCUGAUCAUGUUUCGACCACCAGUGCGGGAAGCGGCCAUCGACUGUGUAGCUGAACUAUGGCAAGAAAAUCAAGAUGCGAAGCCUGCAGCUGCAAAAAUACUUGCCAAAUAUCGACCGGCGGUAAUCGAGAAGGCCAAUAAAACUCCUGUGAAGGAAGAGGCGUAAGGUCGGAAAAGUGCUGGGAUCAAAAUGGCGCAAGGACUGAUGUUUACGGCCAAAAUGAACCGAGUUGAUCCAGCUCGCAUAUCAAUGUUGUCAAUGGUGUUGGGAGUGCGGUGAACGGGCAUGAUUUCGUUGAAGAUGUUGAUUGGCAGCACCUGUAUUCUACGGGGUAUUGGGUUCAACAGGUAUUUGAAUGGGUACUUGUCAAUGUAUGAUUAGCAUCCGUGUCUGUAUACCACCUUUUGUUGCUCGAAGACAACUUGACCGAAAAAUUAAGUAUUCUGAUGUCUGGGC